Dreissena polymorpha is the source of this 1269-nucleotide messenger RNA. RefSeq names its product somatostatin receptor type 2-like. The transcript is spliced from 2 exons. Lineage: Eukaryota; Metazoa; Mollusca; Bivalvia; Myida; Dreissenidae. Gene Ontology annotation, molecular function: G protein-coupled receptor activity. The record is from RefSeq and is a predicted model, not a curated record. Gene Ontology annotation, cellular component: plasma membrane. Gene Ontology annotation, biological process: G protein-coupled receptor signaling pathway. The coding region runs from base 1 to 1269 and encodes 422 amino acids.
AUGUCGAUGGAAGAUCAUGCCAAAGAAUUCAACUUGCACUUCAAGCAGUUAUUACUCAACAAGGAAAAUGGUUCAACAAAGACAAAUGCCUAUAAUCCGUGGCUGUGCUUAUACGACGUCAAAAACGGCAGCAACGGAUCAAACCUCUCGGCCGACUGUCUGAUGUUCAAUGGCAACCUUCUUCAUGCACUACUUGACGACACUCAACCUUAUACGCCGUCGCCGGCACAUCGAUUCUUCACCUAUGUCACACCGGUUAUCGCCGUGUUCGGGGUGGUUGGAAACUCGGUAUCACUCAUGGUCUUCUUGUCCAAAAACAUGCGCAAGCUUUCUGCCAGCAUGUAUCUAAUCGCUUUGGCAAUAUCCGACAUAAUGUCACUUGUGUUUUAUGUACUGCCUGAAUGGCUCAAGCAUGGAGAACCGUUGCUUUCUGGAUACAGUUGGCCAUCAUUGCUGCAACAAAAUGGCGUGUGUCAGUCAGUUUUGUAUCUUCAGUACAUCGCCCGAUUCUUGUCAUCUUGGUUCCUCGUUUUCUUCACUAUUGAACGGUUUAUUGGCGUCUGUUUCCCGCUAUGUCGAAACGACCUUUGUGACCCCCGAUCUGCAUCCAGGGUCAUACUCGGCGCCGUCGUGGUGGCAUCCGCUGGAUGCGUGUUCAAACCCGUUCUCAGUGGUUCUUACCCCGCAAUCAGCGGUGCUAUGCUGUGCACGAGCGAUAGCGGUCACCAAUACCUCUCGUUCAUUCUAGACAGCAUAUUUGGAGUGAUAAUAACAUUUAUUCCAUUCAUCCUUAUCACAAUUCUUAAUGUGUUCAUCAUACGAAAGCUCGUGUUACGAAACAAACGUACUAGAAAAAUACGCGUCAUUACCACGGAAUCCAUCAUUCGCCUGGAAUUCACGUUCAUUCUCUUGGCAAUGUCCAUUUGUUUUGUUGCGCUGAACCUUCCAUACUUUGCUGUAUGGUGCAGACGUUACUGGAAAAUACGCCAGAUGUUCAACAUGCACAUGAUGUCGCCGACCACACUACAACACCAUGAUGACAAUAUUGGCGAUCUCGACAACACCCUUCACGUGACAAGGACCAUUUUCUAUAUAAACAAUUGCAUCAAUUUCUUUCUCUACUUGGUGACUGGGGCAUAUUUCCGAAAAGAACUUAAACAUCUAUUCUGCAAAGGUGAUCAAAACAUUAGAUUGAGCUAUGCGCACAGAUGUUCUGCGUAUAAUACGAGGCCUCAUUCCCAGACAUCCCGGCAAACCAGUCUUCUUUGA